Molecule: messenger RNA, 1083 nt
Organism: Penicillium coprophilum
Lineage: Eukaryota; Fungi; Ascomycota; Eurotiomycetes; Eurotiales; Aspergillaceae
Product: Glycoside hydrolase superfamily
Exons: 2
Coding region: 1-1083 (360 amino acids)
Biological process (GO): carbohydrate metabolic process
Molecular function (GO): hydrolase activity, hydrolyzing O-glycosyl compounds
Source: RefSeq, a predicted model, not a curated record
AUGCGCUCUUUCAUUGCAAUCAUAGCUUUACUGGCUGGUAUUACUCAGGCCGCACCCCAUCACCAGGGCCACAAGGAUUACAAUCUCAAUGCCCUCGCUCAAGCUCGCGGUCAACAAUGGUUCGGAACCGCGGCUGAUAUUCCGAAAACGGGCGAGACGAACGAUGCUGCGUACCUGAAGAUUCUGAAGAAUCAGUUCGGUGAAAUAACUCCGGCUAAUGCACUCAAGUUCAUGUACACAGAGCAAGAGCAAGAUAAGUUCAACUUCACCGAUGGAGAUUAUUUCAUGGACUUAGCCGAGCGAUUUGGCUCCAAAGUCCGCUGUCACAAUUUGGUCUGGAUGAGUCAGGUUUCAGAUUUCGUGACCACCAAGACCUGGACCGCCAAGGAGCUCACGGCAGUUAUGAAGAAUCACAUCUUCAAGACCGUCCAGCACUUUGGCAAGCAGUGCGCCUCAUGGGAUGUUGUCAAUGAAGCCAUCAACGGAGAUGGUACUUUCUCCUCGAGUGUCUGGUACGACACCAUCGGCGAGGAAUACUUCUACCUCGCCUUCCAGUAUGCGCAGCAGGCUCUGGCCCAGAUCGGCGCACACAAGGUUCAACUUUACUACAAUGACUACGGCAUUGAGAACCCUGGUCCCAAGGCAGAUGCCGUCCUGAAGCUUGUUAAGAACCUGCGCAAACGUGGAAUUCGCAUUGAUGGUGUCGGCCUUGAGUCUCAUUUUAUUGUCGGCCAGACACCCUCGCUUGCUGAUCAGCUCGCUACUAAGAGGGCGUAUAUCAAGGCUGAUUUGGAUGUUGUCGUCACCGAACUUGAUAUUCGGUUCUCGAAGGAGCCUUACUAUACUGCCGAGGUCCAGAAACAACAAGCUUCGGACUACUAUGUCACUGUCCAAAGCUGUCUCCAGGCGGGACGUCGCUGUCUUGGUGUUGUUGUUUGGGACUUCUAUGAUAAAUACUCUUGGGUGCCUGAGACUUUUGCUGGGGAGGGAGGUGCAACUCUUUUCAACGAUACCCUCGAGGCUAAACCGGCGUAUUAUGCUGUUGUUGAUGCGCUUAAAGGCAGGAAGUGCACUGUCUGCUAG